This is a messenger RNA of Drosophila miranda, 402 nucleotides long. RefSeq lists its product as uncharacterized. The record is from RefSeq and is a predicted model, not a curated record. Bases 16 to 402 code for a protein of 128 amino acids. The transcript has a single exon. Lineage: Eukaryota; Metazoa; Arthropoda; Insecta; Diptera; Drosophilidae.
CGUGCCACAUAUACGAUGCCGCCGGCGUUGGCUGCGCUGCUGCUGGUGCUGGUGCUGCUGAUGCGGGGCACGCACUUGACUGGAGCGGCGGCUGUCAGCGUCGGCGCAGCUGAUGACAAGGAAGUGGCACCAGUUGGCGAUGUAACAACGGAUCUGCUGUCAUUGGAGCCGGAAAUUGGCGGCUCUUUGGUGCGGAGGGAAGAGCAGGGGCAGCAACGAGGUGCCCGUCGAGAGCGUGGCAUCUUCUUAAGCGUCGGCUUCCCGGGCUAUCCCUUCGGCGGCUGGGGUAGUGGCUACGGCUGGUCCCUUCCCGGCCUGGGCUACGGCUCUUACGGGCUUGCACCCACGUACUAUGGCUAUUAUCCGGGCUACCUGGGCUAUCAGAAAAUUAUAAUCGGCUAA